AAGAAAACAAACCUCAUUCAUGGAAUGCGACUACAUAAAAAGCUCCUGUGAAAGUUCACGACUGAUCCGUAGCAACGUGUCUUUUCUCUCCAGCUGAAAUUACCAGUCCACAAUCACCACGAUUCAACCAGCGCAUCCAUCUAUCCCUCAGCUCCCAUCCGGAACAACACCCGACCAACACCACCAUGUGCCGCUACUAUGCUCACACUCACUCGUGCGGUCACACCACCACCAUUUUCGCCGCUUAUUGUGCCUCUGGCGCUCUAGUCCAGCGACCUUGCCAUGGUGGCGAGAUCUGGCAGACGCUCAAGAUGGACCAUGUUUGCUCGGCAUGCCAGACGGACUCGGCCAAAGCGAAGGGGAAGGCUGGUCUGGCGACUGCGGGACGGCGCUAAGUGCAAAGCAGACAGCUGACUGCGCGCAUUUCUAGUCGUUUGCAGCCGCAUGGAGAAAAGUUCUCGGGGUUGGGAAAACUAUCAGUUCUCAGGGUGAUUUUUUUUUUUUUUCUUUCUUUUCUUUUCGGAAGCCGAACGGGGCAUUUGCCCUAGAAAGUUUAAUUGUUCACCUUAUCCCUUUUUGUUUUGCUCAUUGGCCACAGCCUCUGCAAAUGAACUUUCAUCCAAUUCUUAAUCUUGACCCAAACCUACACAUAAUCUGUGAGACUGGCCACCGUCAGCUGCUUUGCCUGAUCAUCCUUGCUUUUGUCUGCUUAUGUUUCUUUCCCUGUGUGCGGCCUAUCCAAAAAGCAUACAUCGGGAAAGAACUGACUAUUAGAAUGGAUAACCAAUG
Messenger RNA from Aplosporella prunicola CBS 121167, 789 nucleotides. RefSeq lists its product as uncharacterized. The coding region runs from base 186 to 395 and encodes 69 amino acids. The record is from RefSeq and is a predicted model, not a curated record. The transcript has a single exon. Lineage: Eukaryota; Fungi; Ascomycota; Dothideomycetes; Botryosphaeriales; Aplosporellaceae.